Guillardia theta CCMP2712 is the source of this 945-nucleotide messenger RNA. RefSeq lists its product as hypothetical. Gene Ontology annotation, molecular function: protein tyrosine/serine/threonine phosphatase activity. Lineage: Eukaryota; Cryptophyceae; Pyrenomonadales; Geminigeraceae. The record is from RefSeq and is a predicted model, not a curated record. Bases 1 to 945 code for a protein of 314 amino acids. Gene Ontology annotation, biological process: positive regulation of cytokinesis; microtubule cytoskeleton organization; protein dephosphorylation. The transcript is spliced from 2 exons.
AUGCCUCCAUCGGACGCAAAGCAUGAAUAUUUCAAAAUCCACAAGAAGUUCAAGUAUGCUCCUUUCUGUGCAGAUUUCGGGCCAUACAACCUCGGAACAACCCAUCACUUUUGUGAUACAGUAAAACGAAUGCUCAAGAAUCCGGAAAACUCAAGAAAGCAGAUCGUGUUUUGUUGUGGUGUGGAGACUGAAGAUGUCACGAAUGCGGUGUAUCUCUUGGGAUCGUUUCUGGUCUUGAAGAUGGAGGCCAGUGUGCUUGACGUCAUGCACAUCUUCUCGGCCCUUCCUCGAGGAGUCUUGCGCCCCUACAGAGAUGCGACGUGGGUACGGAGCACCUACGACCUCAAGCUAGACGACUGCUGGGCAGCCCUACAAAGAGCAGUGGCAACGGGGCUGUACAUGCCCGCGUCCUUCAGCAAGGAGGAGUACUUCUACUACGAGGAGCCCUGCAAUGGAGACAUGCACGUGAUCCUUCCCGGCAAGUUCUUGGCCUUCCGGGGCCCUGUGGGAAGGCGGGGCGGGCAGGGCUCGUCGUGUUUUGUACCGGCAGAUUACUUUGAGGUUUUCAAGAGCCAGGAUGUGAGCACGGUGAUACGACUCAACUCACCUGAGUACGAUAGAGAGGAUUUUGUCAAGGGAGGGUUCAGCCAUCACGAGCUGCAAUUCCGAGACUGCAGCACGCCUCCUCCUCGUAUCAUUGAUGAGUUCCUUAGGAUCGCAGAGGGUGAAACCAGAACUAUCGCCGUGCAUUGUCUCGCGGGACUCGGCAGGACAGGGACGCUCAUUGCGAUCUACAUUAUGAAGCAUUUCUACUUCACAGCAGCUGAAGCCAUCGCAUGGGUCAGGAUUUGUCGCCCCGGCAGCAUCAUUGGCCCACAGCAACAGUUCCUAGAAGACCUAGAGGAGAUUCUGCAUGCCAUGGGCAGGGCGGGAGGAACUCAGUGA